AUGGAUCCCAGCACCCAAAAUGCUCUCCAGGGCUGCGUGAGCUCACUGCGAUCGGGCAUGCAGCUGCUCGAAUCCAGCAUCAGUAUCCUCGACUCGGGAGUGAGCGAUUAUCCGCGUCUCGCGAAAGUGCUGCAAACCACUCGGCACUUUGAACUGGUCUCGGAGCACGAUCUCAUCACAGCCCAGUCAACACUCCUAUCCGAAAUCCAGCCCGAAGUCACCGCCCUGCUCACCCGCGUCGAGACAUAUCUAGACAAACUGGAGCGGCGCGAGAAGUCUCUCAUUGCCAAAGCAGACCUCCAAGAGGGACGUCUGUCACAUCCUGAACGCAGUCGAAGCCGGGAAACCAAAAGUCCUGCCAGGGGAGGUGCGGGUGGAGGCAGCAUGGAGGAGCUGAGGAUGCAGCAGUUGCGACAGAAGRAGGAGCGGUUGAGCUAUGCCGUCGGCAGACUAGAACUGCAGGCGAACCAGAGACAAAGGCAGCUUCGAAAGAGUAUGGCCGCGCAGUGA
This is a messenger RNA of Ramularia collo-cygni, 510 nucleotides long. Its product is annotated as related to mitotic spindle biogenesis protein Spc19. The coding region runs from base 1 to 510 and encodes 169 amino acids. The record is from RefSeq and is a predicted model, not a curated record. Gene Ontology annotation, cellular component: spindle microtubule; DASH complex. Lineage: Eukaryota; Fungi; Ascomycota; Dothideomycetes; Mycosphaerellales; Mycosphaerellaceae. Gene Ontology annotation, biological process: attachment of spindle microtubules to kinetochore. The transcript is spliced from 2 exons.